Python bivittatus (Burmese python) is the source of this 1155-nucleotide messenger RNA. NCBI's taxonomy places the organism in Eukaryota, Metazoa, Chordata, Lepidosauria, Squamata, Pythonidae. The record is from RefSeq and is a predicted model, not a curated record.
AUGGAAAAUAAUGAAAAACAGCAGGAUGUUCUUUCAAGAGCUACCAACCUACCUCUUGUCAGCUCUGCUUAUGAAAUGGCAGCUUUGGCUUAUUCCUCAACUAAGGAGAACCACCCCUAUGUUAAAGUAGUCUUGGAUUUGGCAGAGAAGGGGGUGAAGCAUGUCUCUGAGAUGGCUGUGAAUGGUGCCCAACCUUUUCUGAGUAAACUUGAGCCCCAAGUUUCAGUAGCUAGCCACUAUGCCUCCAAGGGUUUGGAUAAGCUGGAGGAGAAGCUACCAUUCCUCCAUCAGACAGCUGACCAGGUUAUUUCUGAGACACAGGAAUUGGUGUCAUCCAAAGUAGCAGAUGCCAAAGAAGCAGUAGCCAAGGCUGUACAAGAUGGCAAAGAGAUGAUCAUAGACACAAGAAUGGGUAAACUUGCCAUGAGUGGGGUAGAAGUAGUACUGGAGAAAUCGGAGGAGUUGUUGGACCACUAUCUGCCAAUGACGUACGAAGAACUUGCGAAAAUAGCAGAAUCUACAGCAGAAGGGAUCCAUACAACAGAUGAAUCUCAGGGUUAUUUUGUGCAGCUUGGCUCCCUAUCAACUAAGCUCCAGCAUCGUGCCUAUCAGCAUGCUGUAGAGAAAAUGAAAGCUGCCAGAGAACACAUUCAAAAUACAUUCAACCAGCUACGUCAAGCCAUUGGGCAGAUAGAACAUAUAAAGCAAGAUAGCCAUCAGAAACCCCAGGAAGAAAAGGAAAAUCUCCAACAGAUAGAAUCUCAUACCUUGGCUAUGAGUUACCAUGUCAUCCAACAAUUGCAGAUGGCAUACAAGAACUUGAUUGGAAGCAUCCAAGGUCUGCCUGGUAUCUUCCAGCAGAAUAUUGAGUUGGCUCUCCACAGUAUUGAGGAGCUUCAAGGUACCUUUACUGGCGCUCAUUCUUUCAGAGAUCUUUCUAGCAGCCUUUUGAGUCAAAGCAAGAAGACAGCUGGCAGGGCUGAGAAGUACGUAGAUGACAUCUUGGACUUUGUGUUGCAGGACACUCCGUUGUCCUGGCUUGUGGGACCCUUUGUUCCUGCACUCAAGAAAAUCUCAGGUGGCCUGGAGCCUGAAAACCCUAAUGAAAGGAAAGAGAAAACUUUGAAGCUAGAAGCUCCAAAGGAAACUCAGUGA